GCUGACAAAUAGACCGAUUUAUUUAUUUAUUUAUUUGUUCAUGCUGAGAGCUGACAUUAGUUCACAGGCCAAACAACUGUUAUACUGUAUACCCACAUGAACAGAGCUGAACGUGCAGUAGUGUUUUGUUCAGUAUGAGUAAGGCAACACCAGGUGGCGCAAUUUGUCACCCUACAAGAAAACAUAGAAAUCAAGACAUAAAGCUAUAUACGAGUUAUUUUAGAUAAACUUUUGGCUUUCUUGAAGGAAUUAAUUCUGUCAUUUUGCUAGAAACGUUUUUUAUGUAGCAAAAAUAAUAGCAUUAGAAUUAUAAACAUAGCAACAGGAAAAAAAGGACUAGAAGAAUUGGAUGUGUUUUUUUUUUCUUUUCUUUACCGAAUCGGUGUUUUUGAACAAAUCUUUCAAGUGAACGAACCGAUUCAAAAGAUUCGAGUCAUUGGGAUGAAUCAAAAUGCGAACCACUACUGGCGUGGACAGGGGUGGGAUUUCAACUUUUAAACACGACAGGCUAACGCGCUCGCGCAAUUUGCUGCCUUUCAGUAUCUUUCUACUGUGUGUUAGUUCGAGUUUUUAUGUUACUACUCCAGGAGCAGUGUGAAGUUAUAUUUUAGUGUUUCACCACAAGGACAUGCGGUGCUUUAAUCCCGGCAGGGAUCGCUGAUUCAAGGACCUAAAGAUUGCUGUACGAUUUCAGAUGGUUAUGUAUUUGGCUUUUAUUUCUCACGUAAUUUUUUAUCUGUAAAAUACUCCGGGCCUAUCUAUGCCGUUUUGUGAUGGCUCGCUGUAUUCAUCUAAUGUGGAAUGGUAUCGCCAGAGUCUUUGUCCACUAGGAAGUGAGCAGGACCGCCCACUGUCACCAUCAGUCAUUGGAGCAGUGGACUCUUCUGUGUUGUAGCUUAUAUCCCAGCCAAAGGACGUGUAACGAGAGUGAGAUAUGAUGGAUGCUAUGGACUCUUUGCAAGGCUCAUCUCUGGAAACUAAAGCUGAACGUAUUGCCCGCUACAAGGCAGAGAGAAGGCGGGAGCUGGCUGAACGGUAUGCCAACUUGGAGGAAAGUUCGUCCCUUAAUACACAGAGGGAAAAACAUCGGGAAACCACAGACACAUUUGAGCAGAAGACAGAUGUUUCCUCUGUACCAAGUCAGUACAAUAAAGAUAGCAUUGCUCUGAGCAGGCAAAGCGACAGAAGCAAUUCUGAGGCAAAAACAGAUCCCACACCAUUCUCUAACAUAUUUGUUAGCCACAGUGAUGAGGACAACGAAGUAACAUGUUUACGCCAACAUCACAGUCUACUGGAAGCAGAAGAAGCCCAGAAUCCACAUGGUGUGCCAAGUGCCAAGUUUAGGAGCUACUCUAUCCACCUACUUCCUACACCCCAUGAUGCUUUGUGCAAAUUAUGGGAGUAUUAACAAAUUGCUAUCAGCAGACCAUGAAUAACCCCAAAAGCUCAAAUGAGUGAGUCUUUCAGGAUAAAUAUUUGCAGUGGCAGGGCCACGACUUUGGAAUACCCUGCCUUUAGAGAUUAGAAUGGCCCCUUCUCUGUCUGUUUUUAAGUCCCUGCUAAAAACCUAUUCGUUUUCCUUAGUGUAUUGAUUACUGUUAUACGGUAUUUUUUAAAGGGG
Onychostoma macrolepis is the source of this 1621-nucleotide messenger RNA. Its product is annotated as supervillin-like. The coding region runs from base 935 to 1408 and encodes 157 amino acids. Lineage: Eukaryota; Metazoa; Chordata; Actinopteri; Cypriniformes; Cyprinidae. The record is from RefSeq and is a predicted model, not a curated record. The transcript is spliced from 4 exons.